Sciurus carolinensis (gray squirrel) is the source of this 1980-nucleotide messenger RNA. RefSeq names its product glutaryl-CoA dehydrogenase (gene Gcdh). Bases 182 to 1498 code for a protein of 438 amino acids. Gene Ontology annotation, cellular component: mitochondrial inner membrane. Gene Ontology annotation, biological process: fatty-acyl-CoA biosynthetic process; fatty acid beta-oxidation using acyl-CoA dehydrogenase. The record is from RefSeq and is a predicted model, not a curated record. NCBI's taxonomy places the organism in Eukaryota, Metazoa, Chordata, Mammalia, Rodentia, Sciuridae. The transcript is spliced from 11 exons. Gene Ontology annotation, molecular function: fatty-acyl-CoA binding; glutaryl-CoA dehydrogenase activity; flavin adenine dinucleotide binding.
CCGCCCACCUGCGGCUGAGGUCAAACGCUUUGGUCAGUUGCUUUGCUGCCUCUCGGGUGAGCUGGAGGUCCCAGGAACGCGGUACGCUAGGGAGCCGACUCCACAGGUGGGGAGCCAUUCGGCCCGACGUCCCCGCUCCUCCAGGUGGCCGUCGUUGCAUCGCUCGCCCCUCCCUGAUUUCAUGGCCCUGAAGGGCGUCUCCAUGCGGUUGUUGAGCCGCUGGCCCCGCCUGCGCGUCCUGCGCACGUGGGGCUCCGUGGCUGGGCAUACUGAGAAGGGAGGGAAGACACAGAGUCAACCGGCCCUAUCCUCUCUUCCUGAGUUCAACUGGCGUGACCCGCUGGUGCUGGAGGAACAACUGACGGCAGAUGAGAUCCUCAUCAGGGACACCUUCCGUACCUACUGCCAGGAGCGACUUAUGCCUCGCAUCCUGCUGGCCAAUCGCAAUGAAGUUUUUCAUCGGGAGAUCGUCAAUGAGAUGGGGGAACUAGGUGUGCUGGGACCUACCAUCAAAGGGUAUGGCUGUGCUGGGGUCUCCUCUGUGGCCUAUGGGCUCUUGACCCGAGAGUUGGAGCGAGUGGACAGUGGCUACAGGUCGAUGAUGAGCGUCCAGUCCUCCCUUGUAAUGCAGCCUAUCUAUGCGUAUGGCAGUGAGGAGCAGCGGCAGAAGUACCUGCCCCCAUUGGCCAAAGGGGAGCUUCUGGGCUGCUUUGGGCUCACAGAGCCCAACCAUGGUAGUGAUCCCGGCAGCAUGGAGACCAGGGCCCACCAUAACCCGUCUAACAAGAGCUAUACCCUCAGUGGGACCAAGACCUGGAUCACCAACUCCCCCGUGGCUGACCUGUUUGUAGUGUGGGCUCGGUGUGAAGAUAACCGCAUCCGGGGCUUCCUGCUGGAGAAGGGAAUGCGGGGCCUUUCGGCCCCCAAGAUUGAAGGCAAGUUCUCUCUGCGGGCCUCCGCCACGGGCAUGAUCAUCAUGGAUGGUGUGGAGGUGCCAGAGGAGAACGUGCUGCCCAAUGUGACUGGCUUGGCGGGUCCCUUUGGCUGCCUCAACAACGCCCGAUAUGGCAUCACGUGGGGCGUGCUGGGAGCUGCUGAGUUCUGUUUGCACACGGCCCGGCAGUACACCCUGGACAGGAUCCAGUUUGGUGUACCAUUGGCCAGGAACCAACUAAUCCAGAAGAAGCUAGCAGACAUGCUCACUGAGAUCACACUGGGCCUCCAUGCCUGCCUGCAACUUGGCCGCUUGAAGGAUCAGGACAAGGCCACCCCAGAAAUGGUCUCUCUGCUGAAGAGGAAUAACUGUGGGAAAGCCCUGGACAUUGCCCGCCAGGCCCGAGACAUGCUUGGGGGGAAUGGGAUUUCUGAUGAGUAUCAUGUGAUCCGGCAUGCCAUGAACCUGGAGGCAGUGAACACCUAUGAAGGUACACAUGACAUUCAUGCUCUGAUCCUUGGAAGAGCAAUCACAGGAAUUCAGGCGUUCACAGUUGGCGUGUGAACCCACUUCACUGGAGGACCCGGAUGCUCUGAAGCCUCUUCCCAGAGAGAUGCCUGGCUGAACCCUGCUCUGAGUUCAGUCCAGAGGUGCUAAAUGGACUCAACUUUUAUGAUGGGAACUGACAUACUGAUUUUUAAAUGUGAAGAUUUCCCUUUGGAAGUCAUUUAGAUGCGUUCCUUAAAAAGAAGAUGGAAUUCCCUGUAGUGUUUCUUGAUCCACUUUUAACUGUAGAUGAGGUCAGACUCCAUUAACCUUAAGACAGAAGCUUCUCCUGAUGGGGUGGAGCAGGGUGGAGCAGGGAGGGGGAGGAGAAUGACUGCACAACUUCAUCGAGACCUGCCUCCAGUUGCCCUGAGUGGACCAACAGGGCACAUGGAGCUCACUGUGUGCCCUCCGACCCUCCCAUCCCAGGGCAGUGCCUUAUUUAUGUGGGACACUGGAGCAGAAUGAGGGAGAGGAAAAUAAAGAGCCUGCACAUCUGA